AUCGCCUUACCUGUUUUAGAGACCUGAAGAGAACUAAAGAUGGCACAGACCCUUCGCUUGGCCGUCGCAGUUCUUGGGAAUGCUGCCUCAGUUUCCCUUUACGCUGCUCCGACGGUUACUUUGAAGAGGGUCAUAAAGAACAAAAGCACAGAGGAGUUCUCUUGCAUUCCCUACAUCAUCGGGCUGUUGAACUGUCUCCUUUUUACUUGGUAUGGAUUGCCUGUUGUAAGCUGCAAAUGGGAAAAUUUCCCUCUGGUUACAGUCAAUGGCGUCGGGAUCGCCCUCGAGCUAUCUUAUGUUCUCAUUUACUUCUGGUAUGCUUCGGCCAAAGGAAAGGUGCAGGUAGCCAUGACAGCUAUACCAGUUUUGCUGGUGUUCUGCAUCACUGCUAUUAUCUCAGCUUUUGCCUUCCACGACCAUCGUCAUCGAAAGCUACUCGUGGGUAGCAUAGGCCUUGUGGUCGCAAUAGCAAUGUACGGCUCUCCUUUGGUUGUGAUGAAAAAGUUUAUAAAGACAAAGAGUGUGGAAUUCAUGCCACUUCCCUUGUCAUUGUGCUCAUUCCUGGCUAGUUCGCUUUGGAUGACUUACGGACUCCUCGUCCGGGACAUUUUUGUUGCGGGACCAAGUGUGAUUGGGCUCCCAUUAUCCAUCCUGCAGCUGGUGCUUCACUGCAAAUACUGGAAAGGAAGAGUUAUGGAGAAACCAGUGAAGGAAGAUGCAGAGAAGGGGAACCUUGAGAAAGAUGGAUUGGAAGUGGAAAUGGGGGACACAGAAAAGAAGGACUUGGAGAAGAAUGUGACAAAAUCAUAGGAUGUGUAUCUGGUGACCUGUAGCAGUUCCAGUGGGAUAGGGUCCAGGGUUUCAGAAAGUUCCGCUCAUAUUCUGGCGUUUUUGUUUUUUAAUAUUUCUGUCCCUUUUGUCAUUAGUGCUUCCCUGUAUUCUUCUCAUUAACCCUGGUCAUAGUUUCGAACUCUAAUAUAUAUGCCUUCUUU
This is a messenger RNA of Neltuma alba, 992 nucleotides long. Its product is annotated as bidirectional sugar transporter SWEET3. Gene Ontology annotation, biological process: carbohydrate transport. Gene Ontology annotation, molecular function: sugar transmembrane transporter activity. Lineage: Eukaryota; Viridiplantae; Streptophyta; Magnoliopsida; Fabales; Fabaceae. Gene Ontology annotation, cellular component: membrane. Bases 40 to 810 code for a protein of 256 amino acids. The transcript is spliced from 7 exons. The record is from RefSeq and is a predicted model, not a curated record.